CACGCAUCUGCCGAGCAUGGAAGUGCUACCGCCGGAACAGCACUUCGAUGUACGACAGGAAACGGGCCAACCGCCAGCUCAAGAUCCGACUACUCCAGGCUGAAGUGGUGCAGACCCUCCUAUACGGGUGCGCCUCGUGGAGCCUGGCAGCGGAGCACUACACCAAGCUGAAUGGGACCCACCGCCAGUUCCUGACACGGUGUAUCGGCUGGAGCAAGCGGAAGCGCUCAGACCGACCCCUGUCCUACGCCCAGGCCCUCAUCCAGGCCGGCUGCGAGGAAACCAUCGAGGCCACCGUGCGCAAACGGAGGCUGUGUUUUGCGGGCUUCGUUAUGCGCAUGGAGGACAACCGCCUCCCCAAGCGCAUGCUGCUGGGAGCGAUGGCGGGGGGUACCGGAUACCGGGGCGGGCAGGAGAGCGACUGGGUGUAUCGCCUAGGAGAGGACCUCGUGGCGUUUGGCAUGAAAGAGGAGAAGGAGGGGGGGAGAUGGAAAGAGAGCGCCAAGGACCAGGAGGCGUGGUACGACAAGAUCGAGGACGGGGCGGCAUGGUUCAUGAGGAAAUGGCACAGACAGGAGGCGGAAGCAUCCGCGAAGCGCCAGCGCCAGCGCGCGGAGGAAGCAGAGACGGAGAGCACGGCCGCCCCGGGCCCGAAGAGAAAGAGAAUCGGGGAAGCGGCGGGGGGGGGGAAGAAACGGCGACCGGACACUGCUGUAGAAGCGAGUAGGGCGGCCAAGGCCGCGCUUGCGGCGAACGACGUACCCAACUGAUGAUGUUGUCGCACCCUGUGUUCCCUUUUCCCUGCCGUAAGCUGUAUGCUCUUAGUAUUGCCUCCGGCCUCUCUUUGUGCUUUUCUUCUUUCUUUCUUUCUUGUUCUCCAUGCCCUCUCUACGAUGAUCUUGGACGAUACCUCGAGCUCCUUGUUAUUUUUGUUUUUUCCUUUGCUGGCUGCCUGCCACCUCUGCUGCCUCUUUGGUGCGGUGCCUACCCUACACUAAUGCGCUGGUGCAUACUGCACUGCUGUAGUACCUGGUACUGGUGUACGUUGUCCUUCGAUUUUUUAUUUUUUUUGUGGCACUAUAUAUGUGUUUGUUUUUCGCCCCCCGUCUUGCUGCACCCCCUGGGGUGUGGUGCAGGGCGGGGGAUGCCUGGUCGGCGGGAACCCGGCACGGAACCCUCCGGCGUUGUAGGCGGGUGUGGGAAGCGUUCCCCGUUCUCCUUUUAUUUUAUUUUGAUCGGUCUCCUCGACGCUCUUUCUCGUUUGGUGCGGUAGCUGGUCUUUCUUUCUAUCAUUUUGUUUCUCUUCCGAGUGGUUUUUGUACCCUAUUUUUUCCUGUUUCUUCGUGGGGUCGUGUAUGCCGGGUUUUGAGACCAC
This is a messenger RNA of Ectocarpus sp. CCAP 1310/34, 1375 nucleotides long. The record is from the annotation of a GenBank genome assembly. NCBI's taxonomy places the organism in Eukaryota, Phaeophyceae, Ectocarpales, Ectocarpaceae.